GUUACUCAGCUAAAAAUCGACAAUAACCCAUUUGCCAAAGGUUUUCGUGAUGCCGGUGCCGGAAAACGGGAAAAAAAACGGCUGAUGAUUAAACAGGAAAUUAAUGGUGCAAAUCCAAAAUGUGACGACAACGAAACAGAAUCUUUGAUGCGUCCAAGCACAUUUUUUACUGCAAAUGGUUUUACGCCACCAGAAUUUUCAUUCUAUGCACCAACUGCAGCUGCAGCUGCAGCAGCAUUUCCUAGAGAAUUUUUUUUACAGGCCGCACAUGCAGCACAAUUUUCACAGUAUUUUGUACAACGUCCAACAUUACCGGCAACAGUACCUGUAUCGGUGACCAGUUCACCACCUGUUACCAAGAAAAGCGGUUUUGAUGUAUCUGAUCUCCUUGCUAAGCCAUGA
Messenger RNA from Enterobius vermicularis (human pinworm), 402 nucleotides. NCBI's taxonomy places the organism in Eukaryota, Metazoa, Nematoda, Chromadorea, Rhabditida, Oxyuridae. The record is from the annotation of a GenBank genome assembly.